AUGAUUGAUUCUUUUGCUCCUUUUUACUACUGUAUACUCUUCUUGCAGAGCGAACGUCGGAACAUUGCAAAUUGCUUCUCGACCCUGAGCCUCCUCUAUCGGGCGAUUCUCGCUUUGGUCUUCUAUUCUGUAUGUUUUCCAAUACUCGUAGCAGGCAACAUAAGGUGGGUGGAACCGGUUACGUUGGAUGUGGGUACGCGUGGGGCAGUCACAUUCUAUCUCGAGCGGCCUUCCAGUUCAGUCCAGUUUUCUUUCUUUUAUACGAUUCAGUUCGGAUCAAAAGGUCGUCCUUUCUGCAUCAAUGGACAAAAUGAUGUUGCUGGCUUCAAAGAUCCGUCUCAAAUAUCAAGAUACACUACUACUAUCACAGACAGAGAUACAUUUCCCGGUGUCGAUAUGACUAUUGAUGAGGUUGAUACCAUAGACGGAGAUCAGUACAUACUCACGGCUGUGUGGCAAAGUUUGGAGAAUGUUGUACAUGAUACUCAGAGGAAGGAUGUUGUUGUACAGAGUCCCCCCGGUCCGGCAGAGUGCUUCGUCACUUUGAGUGAUAGUGAGUAUCCGUAUGAAGUACAUUGUUGGGCCAAGACUGGAAGUAUGCCAACCACACUGACAUGCUACCAGAACGACCGGGAUCUAGUCAAACUGCAUAACAUAACACAUAAUGGGCCCACCACCAGAGCUAUAUUCUUCCUACCCGAUACGACCCGUUUCUCCUGCUGUACACAUGACAUAACAUCCACCGUAGCUGCUGCAACGUGCAACGACUUUGAGUGGCCCCCUGGUUAUUCUGGUAUUCCCAGUACAGAGAAAGCAACCAGUAGGAGCAAGACUGUUAGUGAACAAUCCAAUAGGUCUGCUGACCCGACACCUCCAAACUACGCAGAUUCGGAUGUAUGGUCUGGAGCUCGCAGAUCAUACAUGGAUUCAUCACAUUGGCACUUUCUGUACCUGCUCAUGUAUCUUCUUGCCUUUGUGAUCAUGUGUUAGUCAUGUCCCCCUUAUCAUGACUUGUUUAGUUGAAAGUAUAGUUUAUUGUGUAAUAAUUAU
Molecule: messenger RNA, 1050 nt
Organism: Lytechinus variegatus (green sea urchin)
Lineage: Eukaryota; Metazoa; Echinodermata; Echinoidea; Temnopleuroida; Toxopneustidae
Exons: 1
Coding region: 1-990 (329 amino acids)
Source: RefSeq, a predicted model, not a curated record